Messenger RNA from Malaclemys terrapin pileata, 4106 nucleotides. RefSeq names its product zinc finger protein 319 (gene ZNF319). The coding region runs from base 90 to 1754 and encodes 554 amino acids. Gene Ontology annotation, molecular function: RNA polymerase II cis-regulatory region sequence-specific DNA binding; DNA-binding transcription factor activity, RNA polymerase II-specific. The record is from RefSeq and is a predicted model, not a curated record. Gene Ontology annotation, biological process: regulation of DNA-templated transcription. NCBI's taxonomy places the organism in Eukaryota, Metazoa, Chordata, Testudines, Emydidae. The transcript has a single exon.
GCUGCUGGGAAUCAGUAUCUUCUGAAUUGACCCCCUCGACCGAGAAGCUGAAGCUGUGUCUGCUAAAACCCCAUUUCUUUUUCCCAAGCAUGUCAGAAAGCUGGCAGCAGCAGCAACAACAGCAGCAGCAACCACAACCACAACAGCAACAACAUCACGCCGGGACAGCAGCUCUCACAGAGCACUCGAUCCCUUCGAGCACAGCUGAGAACCCUUUGGGUUGUGCUGUCUACGGCAUCCUGCUCCAACCAGACCCCAAUCCGCAGCAUCACCAGCCCCCCCCGAUCCAGGCUGGAGAGCCGUCCCACAAAUGCGGCGUGUGCGGCCACGACCUUACUCACCUGUCCAACCCACAUGAGCACCAGUGUCUGCCAGGGCACGACCGCUCCUUCCAGUGCACUCAGUGUCUGAAGAUCUUCCACCAGGCUACUGACCUGCUUGAGCACCAGUGCAUCCAGGUAGAACAGAAGCCCUUCGUGUGUGGGGUCUGCAAGAUGGGCUUCUCCCUGCUGACCUCCCUAGCCCAGCACCACAACGUCCACAACGGCAGCGCCAUGAAGUGCUCCAUCUGCGAGAAGACCUACAAGCCGCCCGAGGCGGAGCACUCCCAGGCCCUCGACUCGUUGGAGAAGCCCUACAGCUGCUCCAUUUGCCAGAAGACCUUCAAGCACCUGUCGGAGCUCUCGCGGCACGAGCGCAUCCACACCGGCGAGAAACCUUACAAGUGCACCCUGUGCGACAAGAGCUUCAGUCAGUCAUCGCACCUGGUGCACCACAAGCGGACGCACAGCUCGGAGCGGCCGUACAAGUGCACGGUGUGCGAGAAGACCUUCAAGCACCGCUCGCACCUGGUGCGCCACAUGUACGCCCACUCGGGCGAGCACCUCUUCAAGUGCAGUGUCUGCGAGCUGCACUUCAAGGAGUCGUCGGAGCUGCUGCACCACCAGUGCACGCCCAGUGGGGAGCGCCCCUUCCGCUGCGGCGAGUGCCACAAGUCCUUCAAGCGCCCCUCGGACCUGCGGCAGCACGAGCGCACGCACAGCGAGGAGCGCCCCUUCAAGUGCGACCUGUGCCAGAUGAGCUUCAAGCAGCAGUAUGCGCUCAUGCGCCACCGCCGCACCCACAAGGUGGAGGAGCCCUUCAAGUGCAACCUGUGCGAGAAGGGCUUCGUGCAGCCCUCGCACCUGGUCUAUCACCAGCACGUGCACGGCAUAGAGAACCUGUUCAAGUGCAACGUGUGUCAGAAGGGCUUCAACCAGUCCUCGGAGCUGCUGCGGCACAAGUGCGUGCAGAACGCCGAGCGGCCCUUCAAGUGCACCGUGUGCAACAAAUCCUACAAGAGGUCCUCGGCCCUGCAGAAGCACCAGCUGUCGCACUGCGCUGAGAAGCCGCUCAAGUGCACGCUGUGCGAGAGACGCUUCUUCUCCUCCUCAGAGUUCGUGCAGCACCGCUGCGACCCGGUGCGCGAGAAACCCCUCAAGUGCCCUGACUGCGAGAAGCGGUUCAAAUACGCCUCCGACCUGCAGCGGCACCGGCGCGUGCACACGGGCGAGAAGCCUUACAAGUGCCCGUCGUGCGAGAAGGCCUUCAAGCAGCGUGAGCACCUCAACAAGCACCACAGCGUGCAUGCCCGGGAGCAGCAGUACAAGUGCAUGUGGUGUGGGGAGAGAUUCCUGGACUUGGGCUUGCUGCAGGAACACAGCGUCCAGCACACUGCCGAGGGGGCGUACCAGGUGGCGGCCUGCUUGCCGUGAGCCUCCUCGGCAGGCUUCAGCGUGCAUGCAGACCUCUCAACCGCCCUCUUCCCUUCACUGAUCGUACAGGACCGAUACCCGUACCUAGGUGGGGCAGCGGGAGAUGGGCUGCUGGCCUGGUUGACAGUGCUCUGGCCUCUUUGUUCUGUUCCACCUGUAUUAGUGUCUUACUGAUCUGACGGACAAUAUGUGAAGAGUCCAGGGGGGUGGAGGAGAAGGGAAGGAAAUAGUGAAAGCAAAUCAAAUACCUGCUUGUCCUUUUCUGGAUUGUAGUUCACACUGCACCUGCAGUUCAAAGAGAUGUGAGUUUGCAGGUCUCUGCUCAGCUGCCCCCAGGGACUGUAGCCCUUUACACACACCCCCUAGUAACGAGGUUCCCUGAGAGAGCCGGCUGACUGUCCCUGGCCUUCAGAGAGGCUCAGGAACAAUCCAGACCCAGGCACGACUCUCUCCCCAGGCAUAGCUGCAUUUUCUGCAGUGAAACAGCAGGCUUCCAGUUUGGGAGCCUUCCUGCUUGUUAGUCCAAAUACAGUUACGUUGCUUGAAGGCAGUUUCGAGUCAGUAGCACUGGUUGACCAAAUGGUCCUUGGAGCUCCCCAGACCUACUUCUCACUAGAGUGAGCAGAAGGGAACAGCAUCAGGACUGCUGUGCUCCAGAUGUACUGAGUCCGUUGCUAGCUGUAGAAGUCUGCAAAGGUUCCUUUCCCUCUCACCUGACCCCCAGGAGCUCUGGUGCAGUCGAAGGGUUACAAGGGUGCUGCACGGUAUCUGGAGCCAACACAAGCCCUUCUCUCGUCGUGCUACUCAGUGAUGCACUUGGACGGGGCAUACGAUCCCAGCCUCAGGGGCCUCCGUGCUGAAAUAGAGAGAGGUCUCUGAGUGGGAUCAGCAGUAAAACACUAAGGGGUGGGGGAAACACUACUAUUAAAAUACAACUUGAAAAAAAAAAAUCAGCAAAAGAGAAGUUUGUUUAAAAAUGAGUUUGAGGAUUUGGGAUCCUAAUUGAGAGGUAGGAGCCUGUAACCCACGUUCAAAUUCUGUGGCAUUAAAUUGUGAUCGUAUGGGGCAUGACCUCUUUAUUCUGAUCAGACAGUGAGUAGGGGAGAAUUAAUUCUCCCCAAGAAGCCAAUUACACAGGAAAGGGCAGGUUAGCAGAGGGUCAGGGAUGAAUGUUUUCCUUCCUGGGAGUCCCUGUGGACCCCACUUGUUGGUCCCUUAUCCCACCUGUAUCCUUCAUGGGAAUUGCAUCUUUAUAUUGCAACUAGGAACCAUUUUAAAAAAAAAAUCACCAUCAUCUGUUUUCCCAUUUGACAGGGCUGAUCCAGCCCCCAGAGCUGUCGUCUACAGAAUAUUGUUAGCGUCUCACGACCAAGGGUUCUUCAGCUAACGUUUGGCACUUCCUAGGCCAGAGGAGUGCCUGCUGCAUUACCCAAAAUCCUUUCCUUGCCACCAGCUUGGCUGGCUAGUGUUUGAAUUGGUGGUACACUGGUUGUAACUAGUGAGCAGUGGUGGUCAAACUACCUGUAUGCUGCCCAACUGGAUAGGGUCACAAAAGCAGUUCCAUUGUGGGUGACAGACACCCACAUUAACUCUGUAAAAGGUUAAGUCACGCUUGUUUUCUCUCAAAGGAUCCCCUACUCCAUGUCCACUUCCAGCACCAUAAAGAGGACCAGAGCUUAUUUCCACAGGUGGCUGGAAAAGUUGAAUGAACAGGUCCCAGCAGGGCCAAGUUUUCCUCAUGAGCAGCUUUAAGGCAUUUAAAUGAACCUCUGGCACCUGAGGAGGAGUGACUCAGUCAGUGCUCUUCGUAUUUCACGCUGCCUCAAAGAUGUAGAACCGACUUCUACCAAGUUUUCUGUCUGCGUUUAUUUUCCAUUUUGCUUUUUUUUAAAAAGCAGUUUGUUAAUAUUCAUUAAAAGAAAUCCUGUAUAGUUUAAUUUGAUGUCAUUUUGGAUCUUUAAAAAGAGAGAUUCAGUUCUAGGUAGCUGGUUUUUGAUGUUAAUAUAUAGAGUUCAGUGUAUUCUUAACUAUAGGAGUAAAACUGAAACAAAAACAAGAAAAGCUAAUCUUGUUCAGGUUGUCUUUAUAAGUGGGUAAGGUUGGGGGAGUCGGAGCGGUGGCGUUGGAGGGGACAUCGCUUUGGAAAUUGAAAUUCAGGAUAUGAGGGGAGAACUAAGGAACCAAAUUGUUCAACAUGCAAGACAUUUGGCUAUAGAGACUCAUUUUGUUCCAGCUGCAGAGCAUUUUACGUUUUGCACUAAUGCCUUCGGGACAUCCAUUGGGAACCACCAGCGCUGGUGAAUUGGCUCAUAAGAUGAUAAACACAUUUCAAAUUAAAAAAUCAAGACUGGC